Molecule: messenger RNA, 1062 nt
Organism: Hordeum vulgare subsp. vulgare (domesticated barley)
Lineage: Eukaryota; Viridiplantae; Streptophyta; Magnoliopsida; Poales; Poaceae
Product: protein DETOXIFICATION 23-like
Exons: 2
Coding region: 1-1062 (353 amino acids)
Biological process (GO): transmembrane transport
Cellular component (GO): membrane
Molecular function (GO): xenobiotic transmembrane transporter activity; antiporter activity
Source: RefSeq, a predicted model, not a curated record
AUGCGCCUAGGAGGGGGAAUAGCACAGGCUCACCUUGGGGGAGGCCACUUUGGCCGAUGGAGCGAGGAGGAGGCCGAGGCCUGGGGCUGCCGACCCUGGGCCGACUGCGGGGCCCAGGCGGGAGGAGGCCCAGGUGGGACGUUGCGCCGCUCGAGUCGGUCCCUCGUCCUCUCGCUCGGGACCGAGGACCUGGCGGCUGCCAGCGGCGGCUUCAGGCGACCGGUGCUGCAAGAGGACGGCGGGGCUGGCGGGAUGGCGCGGGAGGCGAGCAGGUGGGGCGGCCGGAUGCGAGCGGGCGGGGCGGCGCGCGAGGCCUGCACGCGGGGCGGCGCGGGAGGCGAGCAAGGGCACCGGCGGGAGGAGAUCGGUCGGCGGGGCUGCACGGAGGUGAGGCGGGGCGAGGCUCCGGCGUGGCGGCCCCUUCCCGGACCGGAUCCGACCGGCGGAGGGAGAUCCGGUGAGCUUGCACCGACGGGCAGCUACUCCGGCAAGGGGAGGUGCGAUGGGCUGGAAACGUUGUGCGGCCAGUCGUACGGCGUCAGGCAGUACCACAUGCUAGGGAUCUACGUGCAGCGCUCAUGGAUCAUCCUCUCCGCCUGCGCCGUCGCCAUGCUCCCUGUCUACCUCUUCACCUCCCGGCUCCUCGUCUUCCUCGGCCAGGACCAGGCCAUCUACGCGGCCGUAGGAACCAUCGCCCUCUGGUACAUCCCCAUCAUGCUCUCCAGUGUCUGGUCCUACACGCUCCAGAUGUACCUGCAGGUGCAGAGCAAGAACGCCAUCAUCACCUGCAUUGCCUUCCUCAACCUCGGCGUCCACCUCCUCUCCUGGCUCGCCACGGCUAGGUUCCACCUCGGUCUAGCGGGGGUCAUGGGCUCCAAUAUCAUCGCCAUGUGCAUCCCUGCAUUCGGGCAGCUCCUCUUCAUCUUCUUCCGUGGGUGCCCUCAGACAUGGACAGGGUUCUCAUCGGCUGCAUUCGCCGAUCUAGGUGCCAUCUUCAAGCUCUCCAUGUCCUCUGUUGUCAUGCUUUGGUAUGCAAGAACCACUAACAACUCCACUGCAUGA